Nanorana parkeri is the source of this 1037-nucleotide messenger RNA. RefSeq names its product EBNA1 binding protein 2 (gene EBNA1BP2). Gene Ontology annotation, biological process: ribosomal large subunit biogenesis; rRNA processing. The coding region runs from base 42 to 971 and encodes 309 amino acids. Lineage: Eukaryota; Metazoa; Chordata; Amphibia; Anura; Dicroglossidae. The transcript is spliced from 10 exons. The record is from RefSeq and is a predicted model, not a curated record. Gene Ontology annotation, cellular component: nucleolus; preribosome, large subunit precursor; nuclear periphery.
UUACACGUGAGGAGAGGAGUGUGUACGAAUUAGAGGACACCAUGUUGGAUCACGACGAGGAGAGCGCGUCUGACUCCGAUUCUGACAUCGAUCCUUCUGAACUGACCGAUAAAGAGUUACAAGAAGCCUUUGCUCAGGGAAAGCUGAAGCCUGGAUUAAACGUGGUGCUGGAAGGAAAACCCAAAGCUGCUAAUGACGUGAAUGGACUAAGACAAAGCUUUCAGGAUCUGAAGAAAGAUCUGGAGUGGUUGGAGCGUCUGGACGUAACAACGGCGCCCGAACCAGACAAGACCGUACAGACGGCACAGAACGGGGUGGAGGCAGCUCAGGGUUCUGAUCUCAAUGCCGAGGAUGAUUUCCAGAGGGAAAUGUGCUUUUACCGGCAAGCACAGGCGGCCGUGCUCUUUGCUCUGCCACGUUUUCAUCAGCUGAAAGUGUUCACAAAGCGCCCGGACGAUUACUUUGCAGAGAUGGCAAAGACAGACCAGCACAUGCAGAAGAUUCGACAUAAACUUCAGACCAAGCAGCAGGCAAUGGAGAAAUCGGAGAAAGCCAAACAGCUGCGAGCCCUGCGGAAGUACGGGAAAAAGGUACAAGUUGAAGUGAUGCAGAAGAGACAGAAGGAGAAAUCUAAUAUGAUGAACCAGAUUAAAAAAUACCAGAAAGGCUUCACUGACAAACUGGAUUUUCUGGAAGGCGAUCAACCUCAAAAGAAAACUUCUGGCCCACCAGGAAAGGGUAAAAAAGGACCGAAUGCCAAGAGAAAGUACAAAGACCAGAAAUUUGGCUUUGGCGGGAGGAAGAAAGGCUCAAAGAUGAAUACAAAGGAGAGUUCUAAUGACGUGUCAGGCUUCAAAACGCGUGUCGCCCACGGGAAGGGUCCUCACAGGCCUGGGAAGAAGGGUGGGAAGAACGCCAACAAGCGACCGGGUAAGACGGUGAGACAGAAGAUGAAGAGUAAAGGGAGAUAAGACGUGAAUACCGUUCUAUUUAUCAGCUGGCACAUGGCCACCAUUGUCCUCCGCCAACCGCUGGCU